AACACUUUCAAGCACUUUCAAACCAACCGUUUCAAAAACAGUUCGUGGAAAGAGUGGGAAAGAGAUUCUACUGAUUCUAGAAAAGAUCAUGAACAAUCAUGAAUUACAGCUCUGAGAAUAAAGUUCUCCUGAAACAUUUCUGGCAAAAUAAGUGUAUUUUAAGGGCAUUAUUAGAAUUAUGACCAACAACAAAGGUUAGGAUUACUCGGUAGCAUGAAAGGGAAUGAUUAUCAUGUGAUCGCAAAUCAUAUGAUUUGAACGAUCAUUAGUGACUUAAGGAGCUGUUAAAAUUAUUUAUUACGCGAUUUCAAUCGCAAUGUCUCAUAACUAUAUCCGUGUUUAUUACACAAUAAAUUAACGAUACGAUGAUCAUUGUUAUGUUGCAUUAUUUCAACAAUGAAGACAAGAUUACGUUUUUUUAACCAUCACAGCGUUGUGACUUUUGUCUCUUCGUUAUAAUCAAAGUACAAAUUGCGCGGCCCGUUCUAUAAAUCUUGCAAGGAUGAGCGGGGACGUAGAGUACAACGUCGCCGCCAAGUACCGAACGGUCAGGAAGCACCUGGAUAAUCUAGGGUACAAGCAGGCACUGUCGCUGGAUGCUCUACCACUGAUAGAGGCUUUGCUGGCCGAUCUUAUUCAAACCACAGACAGUCUCAAGCAUUUUAAAUCUAUUGCCCAGGAAAACGUUGAGGCAUGUAGUCAGCUCCAAUUGACAGUUGAUCCUUAUAAAUGUGAUAAUGCGAGAUUGGUGCAAGAAUGUAAUCAGCUUCAUUCGGAUCUGAUAGAAAUUAAAGAGGUGCAUCAGAGGCAAGUCAAGGAUCUCAAAAGGCAGAUAUACAAGUUGGAAUGUGAAUGCAACGAUCUGCAAUUGGCAUCCUCACGUAAUAUACACAAGAUUAAGGAGCUGGAGGCGGAAUCAGCUGCCAAGUCCAAGAAGAUAUUAGAGCUUCAGGGCAAAUGUCUAAAACCAACUAUUAUUAAUGUUGGGCUUGCUUCUAAGAAGCGUCCUUGCUUUCCUCUCCGAAGACCAGUCUUAGAGACUGAACCGAUGCCAAGAGCAAAGAGCAGCGGCUCACUGCCAAAAUUGAGUAGCGUGGAACCUAAGAUAGUAGAUAUAAUAAGCAUGGCAGAUCAUAAAAUGAAUUGCUUGAGUCAGGAGGUAACAAAAUUACGAGAGGAGCUUUUUUUGCAAACUGAUACCAUAGAUACUCUCGAGAAACAGUUGACUACAAAAGAAAAAGAAAUAAUUCGACUGAGAAAAAUGUUGGAAGGUGGUCGUUCCUAUGCUGCAAUUAGCAAGGACUGUAUUUGCAAAAAAAUGGAAAAAAAAGCUGGUGCUACCCACGACGUUUCGGAUAUUAGUGAUGUGAGAAUUCUUCAGCAGGCCAAAUUGGAACUGGAACAACAACUAAAAGAAUCUAUAAAUAAGCAACAUGAUGCUAUGUCUCAAGCAAUGAAAUUAGCAUCUCGAAAUGAGGAAUUAGAAAAAGAAUUAAGAGAUAUAGAUCACGUUGCAUUAGCUGUAGAGGCCGAUUGCAACUCUACAGUCAAAGAGAAUAACAGGAGAGUUUGUAAACUUCAGGAGAAGUUAGAAGACGUCCUGAUGCAAGUACAUGUCUUAGAACGGCAAUUAACUAUAGAACAUAGAGAAGUGCAAGAAUUGAGAGCAGAUUUAGAAGCUUGCAAGCUUGAAAAACGUAAUGUUCAGCGUACUCUGGAAUCUGCAUUAGACGAAAAAAAACAAAUGUCUGACAAGAUUAAUCAACUAACAGUCAUUGCAUUUAAAAAUAAAAAUGAGAAAUACGAUGUGGAUCAGACAAUGGUUAAAGAUAGAGAAAUUAUAAAAGAUACAAGCCACUGUGAUAUGCAAAAACGGAUUGAUGAAGCGGAUUUAAAAAUUACAUCUCUGCAGCAGACGAUUCAGCGAUUGGAAAUAGAACGAGACCACUAUAGAAAGGAAUACAUUAAUUGUAGGGACGAGCAACGCAGAGUAUUUGACAAGGAUAACGCUGAUUUAUGGACACGAAUUUGUGAAUUAAAACGCGAUUUAAGUAAUAAGGAACAAGCUUUAAGUAAAGCACAUCGUGAGAAGGAAGAAUUGUGUCAUGAGAAGGAAGAUCUAGAAGCACGAUUGCAAACUUACAAGAGCCAACAGAGACAGUGUAUUCCUUGCAGAUCGUGCAGCUUGUGUAAACCCGUCCGUAUUUGUACCUGUGCUACUGACUCGCCAAUAUCUUCUGGGGACAUUAAUACGACAAAGACAAUACUCGAACGUUUGGAACGAGAGCGGGAUACGGCUAGAGCAGAUAUUGAACGACUGAUAGAGGAACGCGAUGCGUUACGUGAGAGACUUAAGAAAAUUUCGGAUGCGCAUAUGUGCGAACAACUUCGUCUCAAAGAAAAUUUAAUCGAGGCGGAGAAUCGUUUGAAACAUAUGGAAAAAGAACGGCAAGAUCUGUUGGUCACUCAGGGCACGAAAAGAGCGGCGAUAAACGGUCUUGAGGACCAAUUGGAUGAUGUGCAAGAGGAACUGCGCCGUACAAAGCAGGAAUUAAUGGCGCAACGGACGCAAUAUUUUCAAUUACGAACGUUGCAAGAUCAAACGGAUCAGGCGUUGGGAGACGCGCAAGGCCAACUGUCGCAGGCAGAAUCGGAAUUGAACAAAGCUAUGGAUCGCAACAAAAGUAUGGAGCAGCAACAGAUGCAAUUGAAUGAUCAAAUUAAAGAGCUGAAGCAAGAAAUAAAUACUUUGCGCUCAAGCAUGACGCUCUUGGACCAGGAGAAAGAUCGGCUAUUGAUGGCACUGGACGAAAAGACGGAAAAGAUCGCUGCAUUAGAACGAGAAUUGAUGCACAAGGACCAACAAACUGAGGGAGUGCAACAACAAGUUCGUGAUUUACAGCAUAAAAAUGAAAUAUGCAUCGAUCAGAGCGUGGAACAGGAACGUCAGCUGAGGUCACUGCGGUUGGAGAUGGAGACGAUGCAGCGGCAGUUCGAAGCCGCGUCGGUGGAUCGCGAGAACGCGAUUCAGGAGAACCGGAAGCUGCAGGACGACCUGGCGGCGGUAACUUGUGAGGUGCGAAAUAUGCAACAUGAGCUGGAGGCCUCGCACGCCGAGUGCUACGAUCUGAAACGGCAAUUGCAGACUUACGUCAGCGAGGUCCGCCGCGUUGAAGAGCUCCUAAAUCGGAAAGAGAAUGAGAGAACGGAAAUGCUAAACCACUUCCGAAGUCUCAGCCUAGAGGCAACGGUGCUGGAGAACAACAAUCACAGUUUGGAGUCCGAGGCGGCGGAGGCUAGAGGCGCCCUUCAAACUGCGAGACAUCAGAUACUUGAUCUGGAGCGUCAAUUGGCGGAUAGGGACUGUCUGAUAAAGGGUUACGAGACUCAGAUAAGCAAUUUAACGCAGAGCGUCGCUAGCAUGGAGACGCAACUACGGCAACAGAUGGAACAGCGGCAUCAAGCCGAAGCCGAUCUAAUGGCAGUCAGGGACCUGUGCGUCAAGUUGGACCAACAAAAGGAUACGCUUGUGGAGCAGCUUGGUGAUAAGGAUACUGCGAAAGCGCAUUAUGAGGCGCAAUUAUCAAGAUUAAAAGUCGAGCAGAGCGUUGUUCAAGAACAAAUUACUAGAGAUCGCGUGACUGUAGAACGACUGGAGACUCUUCUUGAUCAGGCGAGGCAGGAAUCCAUUAACGCGCAGACUACCAAUCAAGAGUUGCAAAAUGAAAUCUCUAGAUUGAAGCAGAAGGUUUCCGAACUUCAAAGUAAACUUUCAUCAGAAUCCGCAGAGCUCAGGCAAUAUCAGAAUCAAGCGGCGGAAUACAGCAAACAGAUCAGCGAGCUUCGUAGGCAAGUCACCAACGAGAGGUUCGACCGCGCUAGAAAGGAAGAAGAAAGUCGCAGGUCGCUAAAUUCAUCUCCAGACAGUUUCAAUGUAGAUUUAAACGUAGUGAUAUAAUACAUUUAUGCGCGAUGUCUCUUAAUCUAUAAAUAUUUGUAGCGGGGGAAAAAUAAGAAUAACAUUGAUAAAAUAGAGCUGCAAAACACGUAAAUUGAUAUAUGUCAAGCCUUGUCAAUGCAACUUACAUUAUAAUUAUACAUUGAGAAAUAUUAAAGAUUUUUGUGCUGUGCCUGCAAAUAAUCGAGUAAAUAUGUGCAAACAAAUGCGUGCAAACGACUAUAUUAUAUUAUAUUAAUAUGGUUCUUUUAAAAUGGACCAAAUGCGCAAUUAAUUAGUAAUGCCGUCGAGAGGCUAAAACUUGAGAAAUGAAAAACUAACGAUUUUGAUAAUAUAAGCAAGAUUGUUUUUAUAAAUAUAUAAUAAUUUAUCUAAUUAUGAAAAAUCUCGAAUUAAGUACACAGAAAAUAGUCAAAUUGUACAAAUUGUAAUUAAAAGUUGAAUUGAAAGUAAAUUAGACUUUCAUAGACUUAAUAAAAAAUAAUUUAAGAACUGGGAUAUUCUAAAGAAUCAUAAGCAUAUCAAAUAUUAUGAUAUACUUACUGAUAGGAAAAUAUAUUGUUAUAUAUAUAUAUAUAUACUAAGAAAUGUGUAAAGUUAUGUACACUGACAGUCUUAUACAGAAUGAAGCAUUUAGACAUCACUAGAGCACUAGAGACAUCCAAAUAUCUCGAGAAACAUGCAUCCUAUGAAAAAAAUUGUCCUACAUCAAAAUUUGAUUGCUUCGAAGGAGGAAAAAAGAUAAAAGUCGACAAUACUUUAAGCAGAAUUUUAUCAAUCACAAUAGAUUGAUAAAAUUUAAAUUUCUAUAAAUCAAAGAAGAUAUAAGAAAUUUGAAGCAAUAAUUUUAAUCGUAUUAAACUUUAAAAAAUAUAUCUCGAAUCAAGUAUACAUAAAACAAUAAAACUGUACAAAUUAUAUUUAGAAAUUUAGCAAAGUAGAAAGUAAAUUUAAGUUUUACAAAAAAUAAAAUUAUAUAAGAAUUCAAAAUAUUUAACAAAAUUCUAAGUAUAUGGAAUAUUAUGAUAGAAAAUAUUCUGAGAUUAUUGAAAAGAAGAGGAAAAUCUAUAUUUUGAGCAAUUUAAUUAACACGAUAAAUUUUAUAAAAUUUUAAUUUUUGUUAGUCAAGGAUGAUAUGACAAACAAUUUUAAUAACAAUUUUAGUCAGAUUGAACAAGUCUUUUAAAAUAAAUAAGAGAGAUAAUAUUAUGAAUACGUAUUGAGUAAGAAUUCUUCAAAGAAAAAAAUAUAUUUAUAUAUGUAUGAAAAUAAUUUUAUAAAAAAUGUCUUGACAAGUGUGUAUCUGAAUACAAAUGUAUUUAUAUUCUUAAGUCUGUGUACUCUCAACUGAUAUGCAAUAAAUUUUUUACACUUUCUACAAUUUCCAACUACAUACAUUUAUGUUCAUAUAUAUAAUUAUGAAGGAUUUAAAAAUAAUUAAGUGUUAAAUAAAUUUUACGUAAAUAGUCUUAUAUACGUACGUGUAGAUGAAUAAGGCGUUGUCCAAUCCUUCGAUAAUUUUUCUUGCCACUUUUUACACAUUUAUACGAUACGACGGAGAGAAAGAACAACCCAAAUAAUCAAUCUAUAUAUUUUUCCCAUAUUCUCCUUCGUAUUUAGUAAUUUAUUAUAUCGUUCUUUUAUUCCUUUACACAGAUGUUUAUUUAUGAUCUCGAUGAUCGUACGAAACGGUGAACAUGUAAACUAGGUAUAAUUACAAAUAAUAAAAAUAAAAA
Molecule: messenger RNA, 5694 nt
Organism: Solenopsis invicta (red fire ant)
Lineage: Eukaryota; Metazoa; Arthropoda; Insecta; Hymenoptera; Formicidae
Gene: Cep135
Product: centrosomal protein of 135 kDa
Exons: 19
Coding region: 503-3958 (1151 amino acids)
Source: RefSeq, a predicted model, not a curated record